Messenger RNA from Carassius gibelio (silver crucian carp), 3505 nucleotides. Its product is annotated as cingulin-like protein 1. The transcript has 19 exons. Bases 376 to 2943 code for a protein of 855 amino acids. The record is from RefSeq and is a predicted model, not a curated record. Gene Ontology annotation, cellular component: myosin complex. NCBI's taxonomy places the organism in Eukaryota, Metazoa, Chordata, Actinopteri, Cypriniformes, Cyprinidae.
CUUCAGCAAGAACAAACACACCUGAGAGACCCGAGAGGACACGGAUCAGCUCCACAUUCGACAGUGAACUCACUUCACUUCACUUGACGCUGCUUUUACUCCACAAGCGCUUGAAUAGAUCGAUUAUCGAUCAUCUGCGACUCGACAGUGAGUGAUUUUGUGCGAUCAGAAGGUCAAAGUGCGCCAAAGUGUGUUUCUGAAGAGCACAGAGAGACUUCAAGGAGACUUGAGAAACUGAUUAACUGAACUAACAGCAGAACGACACGAGAAACACCACGUGAUUGGCAUUAGAGAAACGAGAGCUGCUGAAGUGCAUUGUGGGAGUGUAAAGAGGUGGAAGAACUGAAGGAACCGCGUGACAAACUGAGCGACGUGAUGCCAGGAAUGAGUGCGCAGGACAGCAGCACGGGAAAAGAGAGGGAAGACGCAUCAGUGCGUGUCUCCAAACACAAUGCAGAUGCUCAGAAAAGAUCGUCCAAAGCGCGGAGCCUAGCGCUGGAGGACGAGGACUGGAUCUGGACGGCCAAUAAGAAGACGCCGCUGAUCACUGGAUCCAAUCUGACGCGAUCUGGAAGUGUUAAAGAUCUUAUAUACAGGUUCGACGGGCCGCCGACGCCACCGCCGCGCCUCGGCUCGCUCAAGAUCAAACGGCACGACACGAGCGCACAGGAUUCUGGGAAAAUGAGACAUGAAAGCAGGGAGAGAGGGAAGAACCAGAACCAGAACCCGGUCUCUGGUGAACCGUCCGAACCGGAAACACAAGAAAGCUCUGAGCAGAAACGCCACGCAGAAGAGCAGAAGAAGAGCGAUGAUAAAAAACAAUCGUCCCGGCGCAGCAAAGACAAAGCUGUUGUUGUCUCUGAUCCCGGUCUGCAUUCCACUCUUAACGGCGAGCAGCAGCGCAGCGGCCCUCAGUCCGAGGAUGAGCCCACCACCCCCAAAGUCCGGCCCAACCCCAGGUACCAGCUCUUCCUGGGCUCCAACGGCUCCAGCCGCUCCAAUGGGUCGGGGGACGGCGGCGGGAGCAACGGGAAUCUGAUGAGGGUCAGUUCAAUGAUGCGCGGAUCCAUGGAGUCGCUCUCAUCCCGGGACUGGGACAGCAUGUCGGACAGAAUGGGUGGCUUUGAAAGUCCUCCCCGAGUUUUCAACAGUCCGUAUUCAACGCUCUCACUGGACUACAAUCCCAUCAACAGAAUGUCUGACUUCAAGACACAGGAAGUGAUGUCACCCACCUUCUCUGAGAUGAACCUGUUUGGUCUGAACAGAAGUGUGAGUCCUGUUGGCAGUCCAGCUAUGAACCAGCGCACACGAGUCCACGGAUACGACAGUCUGCCCCGCAGACGAGACGCGACUCCAAGUCAACUCAUGCAACGAAACAACCAGCCGAACAAACUGGAUUUCAUCCAGGAGCUGACCAAACAGCUGGACGACUGUCGCAGGAGGAACCAGUUUCUGGAAGCGGAGAGCAUCGAGAUGGAGAAGGAGAGGAACCAGAUCCGCUUCGAGAUGCGAGGUCUGCUGGUGAACAACGAAGAUCUGCUGCGGACGAACACACAGAUGCAGGGCGAGACCAACCGUCUGCGAGAGAAGAUCGUGGAGCUAGAGAGCAACAACAACGUCAUGCAGGAGCGCUUCAGAAAGAUGGAGAUAGAGCUGAAGGAGGCGCGCGAGGUGAUGGUCGAGGCAAACACUCAGGAAUACGCCUUCAACUUCCUGCAGCAGACGCUCAAGAACAAAAUACAGGACACUGAGGAAGCUCUGGAGAAACAGACUCAACACAGUCAGACUGUGUCAGAGAAACUGUGGCUCGCCGAGAGAAACCUGGAGGAGCUGGAGCUGGAGAAGGAGACCAAGGCCAAGAAAGCUCUGGAACUCAGCAACACUGUGUCCAGACUGGAGACAGAGCUGGCAGAGGCUCUUCAGGAGGGGAACCAGGCUCGAGCGGAGCUGAGUUUGCAGCAGAAGCUGAGAGCUGAUGUUCAGCUGCGGAUGGAGGAGCUGGAGGAGAGCGUGCUGGAGAAGGACCAGGAGCUGCUGCGCCUCACACAGAUCGUCAGCAGACUGCAGGGAGAGGUGACGUAUAAGCUGAGUGAUAAGGAGCAGACGCUGGAGGAGGAGAUCCAGCUGCGAGAGCGUGUUCAGCUGCAGUGUAAACAGGCCGAGAGGACGGUGGAGGAUCUGCGCAUGGAGCUGCAGACGCUGGGACAGUCCCGAGACGAGCUCUCCAAACAGCUGAAGCUGGCUCAGGAGAAGAUCAUCGAUCUGGAGGCAGAUCUGGAGGAGCUGCAGGAGAACGAGCAGCGAUCGGCGGCCAAACACAAGAGAGCUCUGGAUCAGUCGGAGCAGCUGCAGAUGAAGCUCAUCCAGGAGAAAGAUCUCAACAAUCAGCUGGAGGGUGACAAGGCCAUCCUGGAGAGACAGCUGCGGGAUCUGCGCAGAGAGAUGGAGGAGCUGCAGAAUAACAGAGUGGAGGUGGACUCCAUCAACAGAGCCGAGAUCAAAGCCAGAGAACUGGAGAACACACUGAGAGCCGAGGAGAGGAGUAAAGUAGUGAUGAGCAACACCAUCAGCAAACUGGAGAAGAAGAUCCUGGAGCUGACGGAGCAGAUGGAGGAGGAGCACAAGAUCUCCAGCGAGCAGAGAGAGCUGAUGAAUCAGCGAAUCCGUUCACUGAAGCGGCAGCUGAACGAGGCAGAGGAGGAGGCAAGUCGACGGGACGUCCAGCACCGAAUGACACACAGAGAACUGAUGGAGGAGAGAGAGACUAACAGCCGUCUGCAGAGACAAGUACUGGACCACCAGCUGCAGAACAAGAGGAAAGAGUCCAGACACACUCUUGAAAGCCUGAAUCUGAACCUGAGUGAGGAUGAUGUUGGUAAAGAAGAGGAAGAGAAGCAACAGAGUGAGUCCCAACCCACAGAGAAGCAGAUCACUCAGGUGUGACUGGACCCCAGCCAAAUCCCCCUGUAAACCUGCUGUUUCCCCUCAACUAUCAAAGACUUCAAACCAAAACAUUCACACAAACCACUUGAGUCCAGGUCUCAUGAGAGAGACCGGAUCCAGAGAAGCUCUGCGUGAACAGGAAGUGGAAAACACUGUGGGAAAGCUCUUUCCUGUGGACUGACACUCUUAGGGUUUUAUUGAGAAGCUCUUUCAGGAGACUCUGCCAAACCUGGUUACAGUAAGCUUCCGCGUGCAUUAGUUCUCUAUCAAGCUCUCCUUUCUGUUUCUGUUGUUAUUUUCAGUUCAAUCAGCCGUUUACAUUAUGCAUAUAUUAAUAUAAUGGAGAUUAUGAAGUGAUGAAGUGUUUGAGAUUGAUUUGCAUGCGUUCAGCGAUCAGGACAGCUGAUGUAUGGACCUGUGCUGAUUGUAUUCUGCUGAAGGUUUUUAGGGAAUCCUGUUUAUUAAGUGUUGAUGAUGCUGUGUGUCUCUGAAAUACAGCAGCAGUUUCUGCUCCAGGGUGUUCAUGUGUACUACCGCAUGGUAAUAAAAUAUUAUAAACCAA